Panicum virgatum (switchgrass) is the source of this 2282-nucleotide messenger RNA. RefSeq names its product protein TIFY 6a-like. Gene Ontology annotation, biological process: regulation of jasmonic acid mediated signaling pathway; regulation of defense response; response to wounding. The transcript has 7 exons. Gene Ontology annotation, cellular component: nucleus. The record is from RefSeq and is a predicted model, not a curated record. NCBI's taxonomy places the organism in Eukaryota, Viridiplantae, Streptophyta, Magnoliopsida, Poales, Poaceae. The coding region runs from base 613 to 1935 and encodes 440 amino acids.
CGAUUAUUCUACAGUCUAUACUCAACAGUCAAAUUACUGACUAAAUUGACCAGAAAUUACUAAACUGAAUUGUUGUAUUAUUGAAUCAGUAAUUAGUUAAGCGUAGCUACAACUAGCCAUCUAGUGUGUAGAAUGACAUGUAAUUUGAGUAAAAAUACACUAAAAUUAAAAUUGUCGGUCACUUUGCAUGCACCGGGGUUGUUUGGUUCCAAUGGCUAAACUAAUUGCAGAACUCUGGGGCUAAACUGCAAGACAAAUCUAAUGAUGAGGUAUAAUCCAUAGUUAGCAGAUGAUUACAGUAGCAUUAAUGUAGCAAAUUAUAGAUUAGUGUGAUUAACUAGCUUUAGCUAAUCAUCGCUGCUUUCUUCCUCCUCCUAAAUCUCGCGGAUAAAUAAGCGAGCGGGAGAAAGCGGUUUGGACUCUAUAGAGAGAGAGAGAGAGAGAGAGAGAGAGAGAGAGAGGGGAAAGCGGCGGGGGAAGGAAAGGUCAAGGCAUCUCCUCCCUGUGGCGCCGCUUCUUCUUCUUCUUCGUCGGCGUCGGUCCGGAAGGGAAAGAUUCUUGGGACGAGGCGCCGCGGAAGGGAUUUCUUUGGACCCCCAGUGUUUCGCUUCCAUGGAGAGGGAUUUCCUGGGCGCGAUUGGCCGGGCGGGGACGUGCGGCGGCGGCGGCGCGGUGAAGGAGGGCCGGGCGGAGUCAGAUAACCCGCCGGCGGCGACGCAGUGGCAGUUCCCGGCGACGUCCGGCGCGGCGCCGGCGUUCAUGUCUUUCCGGACGGCCAGGGAGGAGGGCAACAAAGAGUUCUCCAUCUCCGGCUUCCGCCCGGCGGCGGCAACCGGAGACGCCUUCGACGGCAUCAAGAAGCAGGCCUCCUUGCCCGUUAUGCCUCAGCAGAGGCAAUUCGGGCUCAACAACCAGGUCACGGCGCUGCAGUAUCCCGCUGCGCCCCACGGCCAGCGCGUGCAGGGGAUGGAUUACAAAGUGGCAGCGCGUCAUCACCUCCCUGCUGGAAAAAGGAUGGUUCAGCCGGUCUCGGUGCGGCAUCCUGGGCCGUUCAACCAGGCGAAUCCGAUGCUCAGGUCGCAGAGCUUCCACAACGGCACUGUUGGGCCAUUCAAGACUCAGCCUUUCACCAUGAGCAAUGGGUUCGGCGGUUCUACGGUUGGCAUGUAUGGCUCAAGGAACCCGCGUAGUCAGACCUCAACGCAGUUGACAAUAUUCUACAAUGGUUCUGUAAAUGUAUUCGAUAACGUCCCCGUGGAGAAGGCUAAAGAACUUAUGAUGUUAGCCAGCAGGGCAUCUAUUCCAAGCCCACCAAGCGCACCCCACAAACCGGAUUCACCUAUUUCUGCCCCUGCAAAGGUCAAUGUGCCUGAGGUUUUGCCUGCUAGGCAGAUGGUAAUUCAGAAACCAGAGCCGUCCGUGCCUCAUACCACUUCAAGUCCAAUUCCCGUUGUCCCACAAGUUGUGACUCUCUCCAUGAAUACAUCCAACCGUACCAUAGAACCCAUGAGGCCAAAACCUGCUGUUCAAAUGCCGGUCACUGCUCCUACCAUUCAGGCAAUGCCGGUCACUGCUCCAACCAUUCAGGCAAUGCCGGUCUCUGCUCCUACCAGUCAGGCACCCUCGUCUCAGCCAAUGCCGCUGGCAACUACAAGUGCUGCUGUGCCAAGAGCUGUCCCUCAAGCUCGGAAAGCAUCUCUCGCCCGAUUCUUGGAGAAGCGAAAGGAGAGAGUGAUUAGUGUCGAGCCAUACCCGACAUCGAAGAGCCCGCUACAAAGCAGCGACACCAUCGGCAGCCCUCGCGCUCCCACCAAAUCGUCGUCUACAGAGAUCGCCAUGACGAGCAGCAACGGGGAGGGGCCCUUGCUCUUCGGCCAGUCCAGGAACAUCAGCUUCAGCACCGAGGCCUGCCCUAGCACGAAGUUGCAUAUCUGAUACCUUCGAGUGUUCGUAGUAGACUCCUCGCUCACCGACGCGGAAAUCUGACUCCGCGUACGGAUGAGGCGGGAAGAUAGGAAGAGACGGACAAUUAGAUGUUGCUGAGUAUAAUUUUGUUUGGCUAGAGCUGUAUCUAUAUGUAGUGUUGGCCUAGCCGCUACAUAGCUGCUGCAGCGCGCAGCUGCCACUCGCUGGGGCGUUGCAGGCUCUUCUUGGUUUUUUUUCUUCUUUGGCCUACUCCAUUGUAGUUUUCAGCCUAAGAAGACAGACGAGGUGCUUUUGCCUCUGAAUGAAUGUUAUAGGAUUAUACAGAUUUGUUUCUUCAAAAAAAAGGAUUAUACAGA